UCCCGAAACGGGACGCCCCAUUCUUAUUGAGUUUUAGUCAACUAUACUUUUUUGUCUGAUCUAAGGCUUCUUGGUUGUUUCGUUGUCCUGUAUUUUUAAAGUAUAGAAAAGAUGGUGCGCAUGUCAGUUCUUGCGGAUUGUCUUAAGACAAUUAUUAAUGCAGAGAAACGAGGACGUCGACAGGUCUUGAUUCGCCCGUCUAGCAAAGUUAUUGUUCAUUUUCUCCUUUGUAUGCAAAGACGAGGAUACAUUGGAGAAUUUGAAAUUGUUGAUGAUCAUCGUAGCGGGAAAAUUGUUAUCAAUCUACUUGGUCGCAUUAACAAAUGCGGUGUUAUAUCGCCUCGAUUUGAUGUAACACUUGAUAAAAUUGAGCAAAUCACUUCCGAUCUUCUUCCUUCGCGUCAAUUUGGUCAUGUUGUACUGACGACAUCUUACGGAAUUAUGGAUCACGAAGAAGCCAGAAAACGUCACACUGGUGGAAAAAUUCUUGGAUUUUUCUUUUAAGCAUGAAAUUAUUAAAAAAUAAUUUGUACUUUUAUUUGUAAAAUAAAAGCAAAUGUGUAUCAACAAGUGUAUGGAUAUUAUUUUAUGUCAAUGUUUUUUUAUUAAAACAAAAAUUUGUUCAAACUGUUUUGAACCAAAAAAAAAUGUAUUGUCCUGUUA
Hylaeus volcanicus is the source of this 663-nucleotide messenger RNA. RefSeq names its product 40S ribosomal protein S15a-like. Lineage: Eukaryota; Metazoa; Arthropoda; Insecta; Hymenoptera; Colletidae. The transcript is spliced from 3 exons. Gene Ontology annotation, molecular function: structural constituent of ribosome. Gene Ontology annotation, biological process: translation. Bases 112 to 504 code for a protein of 130 amino acids. The record is from RefSeq and is a predicted model, not a curated record. Gene Ontology annotation, cellular component: cytosolic small ribosomal subunit; ribosome.